GUUCUUGUUUUCUUAUUUAAUCUGUUUUAAGAUGCUCUACAUAACAGCUAUUGCUAUAAGUAGCAGACAGGAGUGAAGUUAGAGCUGUGGUACCAUGGCAUUGUUCAGAAGUGUUCUUGCACUUGCUCCAGUAUCUGAAGUAUCCUGUCCAUUGCCCAAGUCUCAUCCAAAUUCAAGUUUUCCAGACUGCAGAGCAUCCCCCUCUUCAUUCUGUUUUUCUCAAACUUUGUACAAAAGACAGAAACAAAAACCCAGAAGAAAUAAACUCAGCAAAAAUUUUAUUGGGCAGCCCCUUAAUUUCAAACACCUGUGUCACAUUGAAUGGAGUCCCAAAACUGGUUUUGAUACCAACUUACAUCCUGAACUAAAGAUGAUCUUUGCUCAAGCUGGUAUAACACAGGCUCAUCUGCAGAACAAAAGGACUUCAAAGAAGAUUUUUGAAACAAUAGAAAAACGAGGAGGCAUAGAAGCUGUACUAGAAGAAGCAAGGACAAAAGGUUUACUGACCAAAUCAGUUGAUCAUCCUUCGCUUUAUUCCAUAAUGCCCAGUGCGCCGGACACAACUUCUAGUACUGAAAAUGAACUAGAAUACCAAACUCCAAGGAUGGUUGAGUUUCAGGGUGACAUCCCAGCAGUGUCUUCCACAAUAUUAAAAAAUGACAAUCUCCAUUCAGCUGUCACACCUCCAGCACCUUCCAUGCCUUGUUUCCAAAGGCCAUCUCCACAGAAUUUGAUCCGAGAUUUAAAGGAAGUGCAAAUGAAAAGGGCAAAAAGUGACAGGCCAUUAACUCCUUUCAGUCAAGAUGUGCUGCUCUCUCAGAUCAGAAAAGGAGCACAACUGAAAACAGUGACUCAGAAUCCAACAGCUCUAAGUGACGAAGGAAUAAUAGCAGAACUUCAGGAUAUCAUUGAGAAGAGGCACAAGGCAAUCCAUGGCUCAGAUACUGAAGAAUCCGACUUAGACAAUGGAGAAGAAUGGGAUGAUUAAAAUAUUUUGAAUCAACAUUAGAAGAGAUUAAGAAUGUUAACUACUACUCUUUUAAUACAAAAUGCUAAUAAAGAUCUACUAGAAGACUUGGAGAAUAUGGAACAGUUUUAAAUGAGGAACAUUUAAAAUGCAAAAGGCUUCUAAUGUCGUUGAAGACAAGAUAAUGACUGCUAAUUUUUUAAUUAAUAAAUUUUAGAUUAUAAAUUACUGC
Messenger RNA from Anolis carolinensis (green anole), 1199 nucleotides. Its product is annotated as actin nucleation-promoting factor WASL. The transcript has 7 exons. The record is from RefSeq and is a predicted model, not a curated record. Gene Ontology annotation, biological process: actin filament organization. Lineage: Eukaryota; Metazoa; Chordata; Lepidosauria; Squamata; Anolidae. Bases 95 to 988 code for a protein of 297 amino acids. Gene Ontology annotation, molecular function: actin binding.